[Torrubiella] hemipterigena is the source of this 1698-nucleotide messenger RNA. The record is from the annotation of a GenBank genome assembly. NCBI's taxonomy places the organism in Eukaryota, Fungi, Ascomycota, Sordariomycetes, Hypocreales, Clavicipitaceae.
AUGCCGCUAAAGUCAACACACAAGCCAGUAGAGCUUGCGCCACUGGCGCCCGGAUGGACAGAGCACAAAGCUCCCACCGGGCACAUGUACUAUUAUAAUGCACACACCAAAGAAUCAACAUAUACCAGACCGACCGUGGAGCCGAUAGCACAGCCCGCGCAACCAGCUCUGGCGAAUCCGUAUGCCAAUGCGCCAUCGCUGGCUGAUCCUCGAGCAGCAAAUCAGUACAUGGCGCAGUUCAACCAACCACAAUCACAACAGCAUGGACGCGGUAGUCAGACAGGGGGGCGAGGAGGAUUCGAGGGUCGACCGAAACCACAACCGAUCGACAAGCCGCGAAGCAAAGAGCGUAUUCCAGGCCACGAGCCGUGGAUCCUCGUUUACACUAAGUACUCGCGGCGCUUUGUCUAUAACUCUGCAAAGAACACCAGCUAUUGGAGAAUCCCCGAGAAGCUGAUGCCUGCCAUAUUGGAAUUGGACAAGGCACGAAUAAAACGAGCUGCGGCGGGAGACGAUGCGCCACCUGAAGCUGAAGCUGGAGAGGACGCCGGUGACAGCUCUGAAUACGAGGAGGUUGAAGUUACUGACGACGAAGGCGAAAAUGACGGCCAGGCAAGCACAGAUCACCCACACAAGCGGCAAAGGCUGGAGGGUGAUGGUCAAGUAGGAGCAGCAGAAGAUGACGACGAAGAGGAGCAAGAAGGAGAGGAGGAGGAAGACGCUGGUCCCAUUGAGUUCACAGAAGACGAUAUUGCAAUGCAGCUGCAAGCCAUGGGUGAAGACUACGACUUGGAGCCAGGAGAGUAUGAUGACGGAAACAUGGAAGACUGGCCAGAAGGCGCCCAGGGAGUAGAAUUCUCCCAGGAGGAUGCAAAGCUCCUCUUCAAAGAUUUGCUUAAUGACUUCCGCAUCAGCCCUUACAGCCCGUGGGACAAGCUGAUAGAGGAAGGCAAGAUCAUCGAUGACCAAAGAUAUACAGCCCUAUCGACAACAAAAGCCAGAAAAGAAUGCUGGGACGAAUGGACACGCGAACGCAUUGCGGAAAUCAAAGAGCAGCGCGCGCGACAGGCCAAGACGGAUCCUCGCAUCCCCUACCUUGCUCUCCUCCAGGAAAAAGCCACACCCAAGCUAUUCUGGCCAGAGUUUAAGAGGAAAUACAAAAAGGAGGAUGCGAUGAAGGAUAUGAAGCUAACCGACAAGGAGCGCGAGAAGCUCUACCGCGAGCACAUUAACCGCCUGAAGCUUCCGCCAUCCACGCUCCGCGCUGACUUGACCACACUCCUCAAGUCCAUGUCAAUUCUGCAACUCCACAAUCAGUCCAAGGUAGACGAGCUGCCCGACCAGAUCCUGACCGAUUUGCGAUUCAUCUCGCUGGACCCCAAGGUCCGAGAUCCCCUGAUUGAGGCUCUUGUCCAGACGCUUCCGCCGCCUGUGGAGGACAUUGCCGCUGCUGAGGAAGACGAAGACAAGCGCAAGCAGCGAGAAGCCAAGGCGAAGCGGUCCAAGGCGCUGGAGGAGCAUAACCGCAUGAUUGAUGAACAAAAGAGACGCCGUGAGCGAGACAUUGCGUCUAGUAAGGCCCGUUUACGUGAUGAAGAGCGGGAAUUAGAAAUGGCCAUGCACGUUAGCAAGAGGGGCUUGCAGACCCAGCUUGCGAGCAUGAAAACGACAAAUAAUACUGACGAGAAAGAGGAAUGA